CCAACCAACACGCUGGGUAAACAAUGGCAAUGCUUAAGUUUUAACUGCUUCAAGCGUGCACUUUUUAAGCUGCGGGACGGCCCUCGUGGCCGGGAUGCCGCUGUGUACCGUGCCAGUCCACAGUGGACGGUGAGGGGCAGGAGGAGGGGACAGAGUGCAGGAGACUGCAAGGAGGCGGUCCACAUCAAACGGGAGACAUGAACCUCUGCUGGAACGAGAUCAAACGCAAGUCUCAUAACAUCCGGGCGCGGCUAGAAGCCUUCUCCGACAACAGCGGGAAACUGCAGCUCUCUCUGCAGGAGAUCAUAGAAUGGCUGACAGCCAAGGACGAAGAGCUGUCGGAGCAGCUGCCCAUAGGAGGCGACGUGGGGGCCGUCCAGCACCAGAGGGAGUUCCAUCAGGCAUUCAUGGAGGAUGUGAAGUCUCGCGGGCCCUUCAUCUACUCUGUUUUGGAAUCUGCCCAGGCCUUUCUGGCUCAGCACCCCUUCCAGGAGCCAGAGGAGACCUUGCCCGAUGGAAAAGAGGUAUCUCCUCGUCGGCGGAUCUUGAAUGUGAGCCGGUCCGUGUGGAAGCAGGCGAAUGUGGCCAGCGACCUGUGGGAAAAACUGACAGCACGCUGUGUGGACCGCCACAGACACAUGGAGAGGACGCUUGAGCGCCUUCUACAGAUCCAGGCAGCCAUGGAGGAGCUGGCAGGGGCCCUGGGGCAGGCAGAGGGAGUGAGAGAUGCCUGGGAGCCUGUUGGUGACCUCUUCAUUGACUCCCUGCAAGAUCACAUAGAUGCUACUAAGCUUUUCAAGGAGGAGCUGACCCAGGUGAAAGAGGGCAUGAAACACAUCAAUGAUCUAGCCCACCAGUUGGCAAUCUCCGAUGUCCAUUUAUCCAUGGAGAAUGCCCGUGCCCUGGAGCAUCUCAACAACAGAUGGAAAGUGCUUCAGGGUUCCAUAGAGGAGCGGCUGAAGCAGCUCCAGGAUGCACACAGAGACUUUGGCCCUGGAUCGCAACACUUCCUCUCCAGUUCAGUGCAGAUACCAUGGGAGCGUGCCAUCUCCCCAAACAAAGUGCCCUACUACAUCAACCAUCAGGCCCAGACAACGUGCUGGGACCAUCCAAAGAUGACAGAACUGUACCAAGCACUGGCGGAUCUGAACAACAUCAAGUUCUCAGCAUACAGAACAGCUAUGAAGCUGCGGCGAGUUCAGAAGGCUCUGAGAUUGGAUCUAGUUGCACUGAGCAGCCUUGUGGAGGUGUUUCGGGAGCAAGAUCUGCAGCAGGGAGAGCACAUAAUGGAUGUUGUGGAGGUGAUUCAUGGUCUGACAGCUCUGUACGAAAGGCUGGAGGAGGAGAGGUCCAUGCUGGUCAACAUUCCACUUUGCGUUGACAUGUGUCUCAAUUGGCUGCUUAACGUAUAUGACAGUGCUCGAAAUGGCAAGAUGCGACUUCUCAGCUUUAAGAUGGGGUUGGUGAGCUUGUGCAAUGCAGAUGUCCAAGAGAAGUAUAAAUAUUUAUUCAGUCAGGUGUCUGGUCCUGGAGGCUUGACAGACCAGCGUCACCUCAGCCUGCUGCUCCAUGAAGCCAUCCAGAUCCCUCGCCAGCUGGGUGAAGUUGCUGCUUUUGGUGGCAGCAACGUGGAGCCAAGUGUUCAUAGCUGCUUCCGCAUGGCCCCGGGGAAACCUGCCAUCGAGGUGUCUCACUUCCUUGAAUGGAUGAGCCUUGAACCUCAGUCGAUGGUUUGGCUGCCGGUCCUCCACCGUGUUACUGCUGCAGAGUCAACCAAGCACCAGGCCAAAUGCUCUGUCUGCAAACAAUGUCCCAUCAAGGGCUUCAGGUAUCGCAGUUUGAAGCAGUUCAAUGUGGACAUCUGCCAGACAUGUUUUCUAACCGGCCGCACAACCAAGGGAAAGAAACUGCACUACCCCAUCAUGGAGUACUACACCCAAACAACCUCAGGGGAGAAGAUGAGGGACUUUGCCAAGACUCUGAAGAACAAAUUCAGGUCAAAACAGUACUUCACAAAGCACCCACAGAGAGGUUACCUGCCAGUGCAAUCUGUGCUGGAAGCAGAAAGCUCAGAGACACCAUGCUCGUCACCCAGGCUGCCACAUGCAGACACACACAGCAGGAUUGAGCAUUACGCCAGCAGAUUGGCAGAAAUGGAAAGCCAGAAUUGUUCAUUCUUCACGGAUAGCCUGUCUCCUGAUGAAAGCCUGGAUGAAGAUCAGUACCUCCUGCGUCACUCCAGCCCAGCCCUGGACCAUGAUUCGCCCUGUGGGCAGCACAUGCUGUUGGCUCACCUGGAGCACCAGGAUAAGGAGCAGCUCCAACGCACCCUGGCCCGCCUGGAGAACGAGAACAGGGUGCUGCAAGGCGAGUACAGGCGGCUCAAGUGGAAACAUGAAGAGGCAGCAUCAGUUCCAAUGCUGACUGAAGCUGGAGAGGGCAGGCUGGGGUCACCCACUGAAGGAGGGCAGCAGGAUGAAGAGCUCCUGGCUGAAGCAAGGGUCCUCCGACAACAUAAAACACGGCUGGAGACCCGCAUGCAGAUUCUGGAGGACCACAACAAACAGCUCGAGUCCCAGCUGCGCAGGCUCAGGGAGCUGCUGCUACAGCCCAAAGAUGAUUCGGAGGCAAACGGAUCAGAACCGUCAACAUUGUCCUCUCCUGUCUCUGGAGGGGGUCACCAUGGGGAACCAGCAAGCAGGGAGACGACUGACACGGAAGCAGCAGGAGAUGAUCUGGAGCAUGAGCAGGAUACGGUGCUGCAACUCCAGGAGGUCAUCGAGCAGCUGAGAAACGUCUUCCCUUCAGAGCCGGGCACCACCUCACACAUCUAGCUCAGAGUGGGUCUGGAAGAGCAGAAUGGUGGCCUGAAUGAUGUCUGAAAGCAGAGGGAGGAGCUUCAUGUGGCUGAGGUCAGGCCACAACACACCGGGCCCUGUGACCACUGUAGAAGCUAUAAUACUCAGAGCUAACCCUUCUCCAAAACUCUGUGCACUAAAAGCCUUUCUCAUGCGAACUACUAAAGGCUUAUGCUGAUAUCCUUUUGGCCAAGCUGUGCUUCAUAGCUUGAGUGGCACCACGUUAACGAGCCAAAGGAAACUAUUGUUAGCAGCAUAGCAGGGAUAGCCAAAAGUGAGGAGAAAAGCCCAGCCAUGACACUGUGCUUACCAGUAUCUGUGUAGUCGUUUAAGAGGUGUGAAGCUUUACAUCAGUCCAGAGCACAAAUUGGACCCCUUCAUCAGAAGAACCUUACAAGAAUGCAAAAUUAAUUGGAAGGGUUUCCCAUUGUUGUGUCAAAAUGCCUGUAUCUUCAGUGUUUGUGUUUUCUUUCUCCUCAAAUGUGUCAUCAUGGUUAUUUUUUAGUUUUGAGCCUGUGGAUGAAGGAUGAGCUAACUGAUUUUCUGUGGCUACAUGGUGCAAAUUGAAACUGACAGCACCCAUAAGAGCUUGUUUAUUUUGUGAGAAUGACACAUCAUCAGUCAAAUCCAUCAUUUAUUUAAGAAAACCAAAGUGCCCGCUAGCACAGGACUACACAUACACGUCAUGUUCUGCUAAUCUUCUUACACUGCUUGUCGCUCUCAUCGCUCGCCUUUCCUAAUUGAUCCCUUCACGUGCACACACUCAGACUUAUGCUGCUAUACAUAUUUUUCUAUUUACAAUGUACCAUUUCUGCAUCUUCCUGCAUGAUCAAUAACAAUCAAGACACACCCCACAUUCUCUUUUGUAAAAGUGAACCAUCUGAUCCCUUCAAAGACAGCUUUUUAGUUGUGAGCCCAUUUGUAUCGAGACUGGAAUUGUGUUUACUUGAAGAAAUGUAUGCAGAUAAAUAUAAACCUCCACCCUGGGAUCUUGUUGUUCUCCUGCUGUGUGCAGAGAAAUUGAUAACAACGGGUCCAGGUUGAGGUUCUCCUUAUUUCUGCUAGGCUAAUUCCACACACUCCAGGAGGGGACGCGGGAAUAUACACACAAGCAUAAAGGAACUCUACAACAGUUAAACACCAUGCAUAAUAAUCCUUUCAUUCCAUGUAUGUUCUAAGGGAGCAGUAGCUAUCACUUCAGUAUGCGUCACUUCCCUUGCUAAUGUAUACUUAAUUGCUUUUGGAUUUGCAAAAGGAUGUGUGGUUGGACUUGGAUCUUAUUAGGGUCAUGAAGUGUAUUUUGUUCUAAACAGCACAGUCAGUAAAUGCCUUAAAACCAAACUGAAUCCAUAUAAGACUAAAGUAAGUUUGUCUGAACUUUUUUGGUCUUUUGUCUUUUGCAUGGAAGGAGGUUGCAUCUGAUGUUUUUGUCUCUGACUCAGUGUUUGUUAGUCCCUGGACAGCUGUGUAGUUUAUUGGAAGUGAUGGAACAAGUGGGAAGUUGUGGAUCCCUAGUGGAAUAUCUAUGGGUUGAAACCAGUUAAGUAGGACUCUUAUGAGUGAACUCAUGAUGCAGGGCAUGCUUGGAGGGGCCAAAGAUCUGAAAGACAUGAGAGGAAGGUUGAAAAAAACCACCAUAUUUAUUUCUUGAGGGCUGGUGGGAGAGAUCUACUUUGAUGUGCCUGCCACAGCCAAAUUUCAAGCAGCAGUGGAGUAUGCCUAAAACAGUGAAGCUCUGACUCUGUCUAUUUCUCCACAAUCAUACCACCUAAUUCUCAGAAAAGACAGAGAUAAAGAAUUCAUCCUAAACCAGAAAAGGGCUCUCUAAGCUUAUUUCUAUGAGCUGGAAACCUGUGUGCAGCAUUCACCUGGGCUCAGCUCUAGGCACAUUGCACUCACAAUUGACACCAUACUCAUCAUUGUUGCCUGUUAGUUUUAAUACUGUUGCUAGGGAACUAUCUCCAAGGACGCAGUUCCACACGUUUGUGAGUUAGUUGAUGUGUUCAUAUUACAAAUGCUAAUAGCCUUAAGGGAAGCAAGAGAGGGCACCUUGUUUUCCAAACACAGCCUUCCAUCUUUUUUACUCUUCCCCCUCCUCUGACGUCUGCUACGGUUUUCCUGCUGAAGGUAGUCAUUUUUAUUUCUGGAGUUUUUAUGUGCAUCAGCAUUGCUUAACAAUUUGUUUUGUUCAGAGCACUCACAAGUCAGAACAAAAAGCAGCAACUCAUGGGAGAAAAAAAAGCCAUGACAAACAGUAUUUAUUCAUAGUCAUUUAUCUACGGGUAUUUACACAUCUCAUUACACAAUGAUGAUUACCCAUCACACACAGCGUCUCCGUACACUCAUAAGUGGUAAUGCAGAAUGAUGUAGCAUUGACAGGCUGUGAAAAGGAAAACAAGGAUUUCCCCUUAUAUCAGCAUUUGCCAUAUUUAUUUUAAGAACAAACAGAAGUGGCAGAAAGACAUAAAUACAUAAAAUGUCUGUAUUGUAGUUACAUUACCAAUCACAGUUCAUCCCUGCACUGAUAGUGAUUCAGACAUACGAUGAGUCUCAUCUCUGUGAUCAUCUGAGGUCUGAUCCAUGAAUUCUGAUCCUUUUCUGCUGCAUGAACCUUAUAUUACCCCCCUCACGCACACAGUAACACAGUCCCUGCUCCCUGUGGCAUAACUGAAGCCAUGCGACUAAAAAUAAAGGCUCACUAGAAAGUCAAGAGUCGCCCUAAAGAACACUGCUUAUAAUGUUCAGACUUCUGUUGCAGCAUGUUGUCGGGCAGCAUACUAACAACCUCUAUCAUUCAUUCAUUGUGUGCACCAUGAUGCAUCUGAUCAUACAACACAAACCUAAGUAUGUUACCCAACAUAUAGCAAGGUAGUGAGUCAUCUAACCUCAAACAAAAUGUUGACUAAAGAAAAAAUGAUACACUCAUACCAUACUGAUAAACUGAGGAUUUUCUUGUGUUCUAAAUUUAACAUUAAUAUACCCCAUUAAUUACCUAUGUUUAUUGUUUACUUGUUUUGAUUUUCUGUAAUUGUCCAGAACUCCAACAUUUCUCACUGUCUUUUUUUCUGAAGUUUUUAAUCUGUAUAAUGUGUUUUCUGAAGAAAGGCUUUUUACUGUAAUAAAAACAAGUGGGUUACUGGCUGCUUUUUACUCUUUGUGUACAGAAAUAAAACUUUGUAUUUGGCAAACUCCUUGUCUCCCUGUAUUUUUCAUGUGACUGGAUUGAACCCUUUGAGAAUGAAUAACAUUAAAGAAAAGUUAGAAUGAGGCCAAAUACAUGCUGGUUUUAAAAAUGUUUUUUGUUGUGUUUCCAAUUUGGAUUUGCACCCGCUGUUUCUUUCUGCUUCUAGUUGUAUUUCUAUCCAUCAUCAGUAUUAAGGGCUUUCAUGUCUAUGACUUCACCUUAAUUGUGACUUUGUAACUCUGCACAAAAUAAUAUCUACUCAUUGGUCUGUUUUGAUGGAGCACUUUUUCCUGUCUUACCAGUGGAGCUUUUGUUCCCUGGGCUUGGUUUGCUUUGGUUUGGUGCACCACUUAAUUGGCAUUUGACCUUCUUUCUGCGUUUGUCACGCGCUGAUCUCUUGCUCUCUACAUUAUCUUUGCCUGACCUGGUCACCGCAGGAUUACUAUCUUUGUCUGUUAGACUGUUAUCUGGUCCACCUG
Molecule: messenger RNA, 6521 nt
Organism: Melanotaenia boesemani (Boeseman's rainbowfish)
Lineage: Eukaryota; Metazoa; Chordata; Actinopteri; Atheriniformes; Melanotaeniidae
Gene: drp2
Product: dystrophin related protein 2
Exons: 24
Coding region: 198-2834 (878 amino acids)
Biological process (GO): synaptic signaling
Cellular component (GO): plasma membrane
Molecular function (GO): protein binding; zinc ion binding
Source: RefSeq, a predicted model, not a curated record